CGUUUCUCCUGGAUUCGGAAAGCGUGCAACGAGUGUUCCCCCCUGAUCUGAGCUCUUGCCGAUUAUUGCACCUUCCGGUCUGUUCACAACAACUCAAACUUUGGGUCAAUCCAUCGAGCGUCGAGUACCCACGAUCCUUGCCCCUUCAAAAGCGUCGUCCUUCCCUCCGGGGCGCUGCUACAUCACUAGUUAUCUACUUGAGGAGGGGGAUGUGAGAGCAGUGCAUCCGGACUCGCCACGUUCAGAGACGUUGCAAUAAUGAGCCUUGUUCAAGUACUGAAUGCUCUGGGAGCAUUCGAGGAUGAUAGCCACGGUCUCUCUCCUCGUACAUACUUGAGGGAUGGGGUAACGAUGGACAUCGAUCCGCUUCCGAGCACUCAGCGCAAGGGUCUCAUUGCCGUCUCGGUCAUGGCCAUUCUCUCAUUUUUAGCGACACUCGCUCUGAUCUCUUUCAUCACCUAUCGACUCGUUUUCUGGCGGGGAUCUUAUGCACGGUAUAUCGGUUACAAUCAAUACAUCAUUCUGAUCUAUAACCUUGUGUUGGCCGAUCUGCAACAGUCACUCGCUUUCUUGAUUUGCCUCAAGUGGAUAUCGGAGAACAAGAUAUCGGCCGAUACUGCUGGAUGUUUUCUCCAGGGUCUCUGGCUACAGAUUGGCGACCCGUCUAGUGGUCUCUUUGUGCUCGCGAUUGCUAUUCAUACAUUCCUUUUGGUGGCCCUAGGUUAUAAACUGAGCCAUCGGGUCUUUGUGGCAUCCGUGGUGGGAAUCUGGGUCUUUGUCGCCAUUCUGGUUAUUAUUCCACUCGCCUCACAUGGGCGUUAUGUGUUUAUUCCCUCGGGGGCCUGGUGCUGGAUUAGCGAAGACUACGAAGCGAUGCGAUUAUGGACACAUUACAUCUGGAUCUUCCUGGCGGAGUUCGGCACCGUAUGUCUUUACGCAAUCAUGUGGUUCCAACUCCGCCGCCGCAUCAAGCAGUCCGCGAUUCUGGGCAAUAGCCACAUCGAGAGUCUCAAGCGCCUCCGUCGUGUUAUCGGAUACAUGGUCAUCUAUCCGAUCGCCUAUAUUGUGCUCUCCCUUCCUCUUGCCGCCGGACGCAUGGCCACCGCACAGGGAGAUGCUCCGAACGUCGCUUACUUUUGUGUCGCCGGUGCUAUGAUCACCAGUUCCGGCUUGGUCGACGCUUUACUGUACACCCUGACUCGCAAAAAUCUCAUCCUGGAGUCGGAACCCAGUCACGAUAACAGCUACAAAUUCGCCAGCAGCAAGAACCGCAAGACGGACAACAAUCAUCUGACAACCAUCACCGCUGACCCCAAAUACAACCGUACCGACAUCAGUGCCCUUCGCAUGGCGCGCCACGAGGAAGAGGAUAUGGAACGCACCGUACGCGACGGCUCUACCGACAACAUCGUUCAGCCCAGCGGAGUCGAGCUGUCGACCCUGGGCAAGGUGUAUCAGCACACGACGAUCGAGAUCACCAGCGAACCGGCCUUCCCAGUAGAGGGCGAGGCGAGCGAUCACUCAAGCAAGGGGUCAUUCGAUGGCUCUCCCGACAGAGGCAAUGGGCAAGCAGCCCGCAUGUGGGGAAGAUAGAGACCGCAGUGGCCGGCCGCCCCAACAUGAUGCCCGUCCGAUUGCCCGGACUCCUUGACGCUUUGUAUACUCACAUUUCCUUUUUCAUACCAUACAUUUAAUUUCACGUCCCUCUUUCAUUCUUCACCCUGACCUAUUGGGGCUUGAGACAUUCAUCCCCUGGCUAUUUCUUUUUCUUCCAUUGCCGGGUCGAUUGUCAGCGCCCCGACCGAUACACAAUAC
Aspergillus fijiensis CBS 313.89 is the source of this 1815-nucleotide messenger RNA. It is a transcript of the gene gprC, whose product is annotated as protein gprC. The record is from RefSeq and is a predicted model, not a curated record. Gene Ontology annotation, cellular component: plasma membrane. The coding region runs from base 259 to 1593 and encodes 444 amino acids. Gene Ontology annotation, biological process: adenylate cyclase-activating G protein-coupled receptor signaling pathway. Gene Ontology annotation, molecular function: G protein-coupled receptor activity. The transcript has 2 exons. Lineage: Eukaryota; Fungi; Ascomycota; Eurotiomycetes; Eurotiales; Aspergillaceae.